This is a messenger RNA of Dreissena polymorpha, 357 nucleotides long. RefSeq lists its product as uncharacterized. The transcript is spliced from 3 exons. NCBI's taxonomy places the organism in Eukaryota, Metazoa, Mollusca, Bivalvia, Myida, Dreissenidae. The coding region runs from base 1 to 357 and encodes 118 amino acids. The record is from RefSeq and is a predicted model, not a curated record.
AUGGUUUCCAAGCUCCUUGAGGCUCUGUCUAGGGAAUUCCGCACCGGGGUUCCAUGGGAGCUCCUCUACGCUGAUGAUCUUGCUGUGAUUGCGGACUCACUGGAGGAGUGUCUCUUCAUUUUGAAAUGUUGGAAGGAUGGUAUGGAAAGCAAAGGGCUGAGGGUCAAUAUGAAGAAGACAAAGCUCUUGAUCACCGGUCCUGGACUGAAUCUCCUACUUGACGCUGGAGCAUAUCCCUGUGCGGCACGUCCAAUUGAUGGAAGACCAGUUACCCAGGUGGUCGUCGACGGCUCACAGCUGGAUGAUGAGGACAGCUUCUGCUAUCUGGGUGACACGCUAUGUGCUAGGGGAGGCUGA